AUGGUAAAAGUAUUAUCGGAAUUAGCAAUCCAUCCGCUCAGGGUUAUCGAUAUUCAUAAAAUUUCCUCUAAAUACCAUAAUCAACAAGGUACGAACAAUAUAUCUAGCGUUCAAAAUGGGAGAAUUUUAGCUAGCGAAUGUUUGAUAGACCCCAUUACGACAGUACGGUUCAAUUUUGAUCGGGAUAUUUUGGCAUUCGUCCACAUACAAAAGACCGGAGGCACCGAAUUCAGUUCAAUAUUGGUGCACAAUAUCCAAGUAAAUCCUGGGUGUUCCUGUAGAACACCAAAUGACACCAAUCAUCAACUCAUAAUAUGCUUAUGCGAACGUCCAAAUAUAAAAUCUUGGGAGAAAAUUAUAAACAAUAUAACUGAAUACAGUGGUACCAAAAGGAACACCAUAUUAAGAUACUUUGUGACGAUGUUGAGGGAACCUAUGAAAAGAUACCUGAGCGAAUACUAUCAGAUUCUUAAGGGAAGUCAUUGGAGAAGGCAAUACAUAUUGUGCGAGAAGGAAGUGUUGAUUGUUCGUCCUACAUGCUUUGCCCACAUUAAAAAAAUUUCGGAGCUCACAUUGGAAGAUCUAUCAACUGAACAAAAGAAUCAUAUUAUGCUAGAAAGUGCCAAGAUUAACUUGCAAUUAGGGCUCAAGGUAUUCGGCAUAACUGAAUUUAUGCCAGAAACUAUCUACCUAUUCGAGAAAGUGUUGGGAAUAUCCUUCAGCAAUAAAGAGCUUUUGAAAAAUAAAGUGAGCAAAUCCGAGGAAGGGAGCAAACGUUUGGAUCGAGAUAUGCUGAUAAAAAUAGCGCAAAAUAACCAUCUGGAUGUAAAGCUCUACAAUUUCGCUAUAAAAUUAUUUCGCGAAAGACUCGCUAAAUUUGGAUACUACCAGAGGAUGUCUUAUGAAAAAAAUAAAAAUAAAUCAUUAUCGUGA
Molecule: messenger RNA, 933 nt
Organism: Gordionus sp. m RMFG-2023
Lineage: Eukaryota; Metazoa; Nematomorpha; Gordioida; Chordodea; Parachordodidae
Product: heparan-sulfate 6-O-sulfotransferase 2-like
Exons: 6
Coding region: 1-933 (310 amino acids)
Cellular component (GO): membrane
Molecular function (GO): heparan sulfate 6-sulfotransferase activity
Source: RefSeq, a predicted model, not a curated record